This is a messenger RNA of Rubroshorea leprosula, 1852 nucleotides long. The record is from the annotation of a GenBank genome assembly. NCBI's taxonomy places the organism in Eukaryota, Viridiplantae, Streptophyta, Magnoliopsida, Malvales, Dipterocarpaceae.
GAUGAAGCUUGGAGUUGUUUUCAUGGUUUUCUUCUGAUAAAUUCGAUCUUCUUCUGCUCCAAGUUUUCAAUCUUUUGUUUCUCUGAAUCCGGUUUCAUUCAAAAGUCACUUUGACCUGUGUUUAAAUGGUGGGAUUGAAUUGAUAUUAGGGGGUUUUGGGCGAAACAGGGAUUUGGGUCUGCGUUGAAAUCGCAUACUUCCAUUACCCAGAACCUGGACUUAUCUAGGGACUUAGGUAGAAAUGGCUUCUUUGUCAAGUUUAUCGUGGUUGUCUUCAUCUGCACCCUUUGUUAGCUCUUCUCGGUCUGAUGGGUACGGCGUUUUGGGUAUAAAGAGGAACGAUUGUUGUGUAUAUAAGCAGAGGCAGGAUAAGAGAAAUGUUAUUUGUGCGUGUAUGGCCCCUUCUCGGAGCUUGGAGAGCGAUGAAGUCUCUGGGGCCAAAUUCAAUCAAUCAUCCAAAUCUGAGAGUUUGAGCAAGUCAUUUCAGCAUGAGAGUGAUUCAGAUGUUCUCAUUGAAUGUCAAGAUGUCUACAAAUCAUUUGGUGAAAAGCAUAUCUUGCGAGGUGUCAGCUUCAAGAUUAGACAUGGUGAAGCUGUUGGGAUUAUUGGCCCUUCUGGAACUGGGAAGUCAACCAUUCUCAAGAUUAUAGCUGGACUUCUUGCUCCAGACAAGGGAGCGGUUUAUAUUCGAGGAAGAAGGAGAGCUGGUUUGAUCAGCGAUGAUGAAAUUUCUGGUCUUCGAAUUGGACUGGUGUUUCAAAGUGCAGCACUUUUUGAUUCUCUGACAGUUCGUGAAAAUGUUGGUUUCCUUUUAUAUGAGAAUUCAAGAAUGCCAGAGGAUCAAAUCUCACAGCUUGUGACAGAGACAUUGGCUGCUGUUGGUUUGAAGGGAGUUGAGGACCGGUUGCCAUCUGAGUUGUCUGGUGGUAUGAAGAAAAGAGUCGCUCUAGCUCGUUCUAUAAUUUUUGAUACCACAAAGGAAUCAAUAGAGCCAGAGGUGCUUUUGUAUGAUGAACCCACAGCAGGACUUGAUCCAAUUGCAUCUACUGUAGUGGAAGAUCUCAUCCGUUCAGUACAUGUGACAGGUGAGGAUGCUGUAGGGAAACCUGGAAAGAUUGCAUCUUAUGUGGUUGUUACUCAUCAACAUAGUACCAUUAGAAGAGCUGUUGACAGGUUGUUGUUUCUAUAUGAGGGAAAGAUCGUUUGGCAAGGAAUGACUGAAGAAUUUACAACAUCAACCAAUCCAAUUGUUCGACAGUUUGCAUCUGGGAGCCUGGAUGGUCCUAUCAGAUAUUAGUGCAAGUACCGAGGUUCCUAGAGUUGAUUCAUCACUAUCACAAUCGCAAUUAAUUUGGCAUCUACUGGGGUUGCUGUGAUAAUAUUUUUGGCUUCACUUGGUAAUCUGGAGCUGAUCUACGAAUCUCAGGAAGGGUUUUUUCACCAGUGUCUUUGCCGGAUGAUGCAUGAUGUGACUAGGUCUAUUUUUCAUUUUUCCAUUUACGUUUCUUGCUCUAUUUGUUAUGGCUACCCACAAAGGGGAGCAUAUUGAAUUUAUGUAACAUUCUAAAUGCUCUUAGCAAUCAUUGACAAACUCAAACAUAAAUCACAACAUAAAUAAAAGGAAUUGAAGUGUGGAACUACAAAAGAGGAGGGAAGGGAAAAAUCAAAUGCCCAAGACAUAUUCUUGGCGCCUACGUCCUCUCUACAAGCCUCCUUUGUAUCUAGUAACUUCAAACUCCCUGUGAUUUCUGGGACUCGUAGAAAUUGUUACAAGUAACUCGAGCUGUGAACCCCAUCGAGGACUAUACCCCACGUCCAGAAGUAUUCUAAGGAUUAAACCUCAAUUCCUAGA